GUCAUUACUACGUGUCAUCAGAUGAAGAAGGACCCCAGAACGCUCUAAAAACAGAACGCGGGCUAAUGUGAACUUCAAUAGUUCAUUUAUAACUAAAGUUUCUGUUUAAAUAAAAGUUCAACAGGGAAAUUUCGACACAAAUGUGGAAUUGACGCUCUAUCGAUGCAGUCUCAAAACAGAAGAGUGAAGUUUUUCCUCUGAGCUGGUAAAAACUAGCUGGCUAACAUAGCAAGCUAACAGCUAAAGCUGCUACAGCUGCGCAGUUUCGUUUCACAGAAAAGUCAGAAAACUCCCAUACUGACUCUGACCAGACAAGUCUGUUUACUUCACCCGUGUUUUACCAGUAAACCAUAUUUUGGAAGGUGGCAUGGGCCGACUUUACCAAACUUUGAUAGCUGACCGCUGCUAGCUACAACAAAACCAAGAGCCAUAAUGAAGAGAAGAGCUGAAGCAACAUCAGCACCACUGCAGGGGACAAAGAGGCGUCGUGAUGACAGCAGCUCAGAUGAAGAGUCACAAUUAUCCAGACAAGACUCUAGCCAAAAUGACUCCCUCAGUGACCAGGAGGAUCACAGACCAGGGUUCUCCAUGCCCUCCAUAUCAUCCUUUGAUUCCCAAGAUGCAGAUGCCCCAACAGAGGCCUCCUCCAAGUUCUCUAUGUACAAUAGUGUGUCACAGAAGCUCAUGGCCAAAAUGGGUUUCCGUGAGGGCGAGGGUCUGGGCAAGUUUGGCCAGGGACGCAAGGAGAUCGUGGAGGCCUCUACGCAGCGAGGUAGAAGGGGUCUCGGCCUCACACUGCAGGGCUUCCAGGGGGAGCUCAAUGUCGACUGGCGUGAUGAACCAGAGCCCAGUGCUGUGGAGAAGGUAGACUGGUUCCCAGAAUGCACCACAGAGAACCCAGAUGCAGAUGAGCUGAGGGACUGGAUGACUCUGGGACCGAGAAAACUUAAGAUUGACGAUGAGACAGAGUUUUGCACUGAAGAUCUCCUGCACACUCUUCUAAGGUGCAAGUCAGUGUUUGAUGACCUGGAGGGUGAGGAGAUGAGGAGAGCUCGGACACGCUCAAACCCUUAUGAGACGAUCAGAGGGGGUAUCUUCCUCAACAGAGCAGCUAUGAAAAUGGCCAAUAUCGACCACUGCUUCGACCAUAUGUUCACCAACCCAAAGGAUUCACAAGGGAAACCUCUGACAAAGGACCGUGAGGGAGAGCUUCUGUACUUCGGUGAUGUCUGCGCGGGGCCUGGAGGCUUUUCAGAGUAUGUACUGUGGAAGAGACGCUGGCACGCCAAGGGCUUUGGCAUGACACUGAAAGGACCCUGUGACUUCAAACUGGAAGAUUUCUUUGCAGCGCCCAGUGAGCUGUUUGAGCCUUACUAUGGUGAGGGAGGGGUGGAUGGAGAUGGUGACAUCACUCGGCCAGAAAACGUGACUGCCUUUCGAAACUUUGUCCUGGAGAAUACGGAGAGAAGAGGGCUGCACUUCCUCAUGGCAGAUGGGGGUUUCUCUGUGGAAGGCCAGGAAAACAUCCAGGAGAUCCUGAGCAAACAGCUGCUGCUCUGUCAGUUCCUCACUGCCCUCUCUACACUCAGGACAGGUGGCCACUUUGUCUGUAAGACUUUUGACCUCUUCACUCCCUUCAGCGUGGGCUUGGUCUACCUGCUCUACCUCUGCUUCGACCGGAUCUCUCUCUUCAAACCUGUCACCAGCAGGCCUGCCAACUCUGAGAGGUAUAUAGUGUGCCGUGGUUUGAAGCCCGGUUCAGACGCUGUCAGGGAGUACAUGUUCAGAAUCAACCUGAAACUGAACCAGCUGAGGAACACAGAUACAGAUGUUACAGAUGUGGUUCCCCUGAGCCUCAUCAAAGAAGACACUGAUUUCUAUCAGUUUAUGGUCAACUCCAAUGAGAGCCUCUGCGUAGUCCAGAUCAAGGCCUUGGCAAAGAUCCAUGCUUUUGUUGUAGACCCGACCCUUUCAGAGCCGAUGCAAGCAGACAUCAGGAAGGAGUGUUUGAAGCUGUGGGGUGUCCCAGAUAAGGCCAGGGUUACUCCUGCUUCCUCAGACCCAAAGUCAAAAUUCUAUGAACUGAUCAAGAAUUCAGAUGUGGAGUCCUUCCAGUGCAAGCUCACGCCUCUCAACUCCAGCACACUUGACAAGUUGCGCCAUAUCCUGGACCACAGGUGCAUUGUGGGAGGUGGAGAGCAGAUCUUUCUUCUAGCACUAGGGAAGUCUCAGAAAUACACAUGGGAUGGGAAGAUGCCUGUGCGCUGGAGGAAACUGGAGAAUUUCAAGUUAGAGCUGCCAAGAGAUACUCUUCUAAGUGUGGAGAUCGUCCAAGAGCUGAAGGGCGAGGGAAAAGCUCAGCGUAGAAUCAACGCAGUUCAUGUAAUGGAUGCACUAAUAAUCAACGGCACUGACGUAAGAGAUCAGCACUUCAACCAAAGGAUCCAGAUGGCUGAGAAGUUUGUGAAGGCAGUGGCCAAACCAAGUAGACCAGACAUGAACCCUAUCAGAGUGAAGGAGGUGUACAGGUUGGAGGAAAUGGAGAAAAUCUUUGUCAGACUAGAGAUGAAGGUAACUAAGAGUUCAGGAGGGGUCCCUCGUCUGUCCUACACCGGCAGAGAUGACCGACACUUCCUGCCCACAGGCCUCUACAUCAUUAAGACUGUCAAUGAGCCAUGGACGAUGGCAUACAGUAAGAACUCCAAGAUGAAGUUCUUCUUUAAUAAGAUAACCAAGGAGUCCACCUAUGAAAUGCCACCAAACUCUGCUGCUCCCUUCCACAUCUGCCACUCUGAGCGUCUCUUCUGGGCCUGGGUGGACGGGGUCAUAGUUCACGAUUCUCAGACACGUGUGGAUCCUGAGAAACUGUCCAAAGAUGAUGUUUUGUCCUUCAUCCACCAGAACUACCAGCCCUGAAACAGUCACAGAGUCCAGAGCCUAACCAGCUACAACCUGCAUACAAAAUGCACUAAAUUAUGGAGGACACAGAGCCUCAGGAGAUGUUAUGAUGCAGUUUAUCAGUUAAUAUUUAUUUUGACAAUGAAAGAGGGAUUACCAAAAAUACUUAACAGCCAAUUGAAAUGAUGCAUCCCUGUUUUAUUCUCAUAUUAAUAUCAAUUAUUAAACUGCUGUUUGACUUUUUUUCAAGGUCCUCUAAUUCCUCCGAAUGAAUGAAAAUUGGUGAAUGAAUGAAAUUAUAACCAGGUUGUAACUGGAGUUCUGGAGCUGAAAAUGAUAAAUUGUUUGCUGCUAUUUCUAGCAGUGACACCUGGUAAAAAGUGGACAUUUGACAAACCACCCUGUCUUUCUGCCUUUUCCACUGCCCUUGGCUCUAUGAAUUGUAAUGAAUAAGAUUCACCUCAUUGGACAAUAUGAAGACAAAAAUCUGCUGCCAUUGUCUCUACAUUGAAUUGCAUGUCCCUGUAGAUCCAGUUUUUAUGGUUCCUAGUUCAAUGCCAUGCUUGUGUGUGUGUUUGCGUCCAUCACUUUAACAAUGAUAGAGGGUUACAAAUGUUAAACUAUGCAUCCAUAUCUGUAAACACAGUCUUGCUUGCCUUGCUCUACAACUGCUUGAAACACAACUGCUCCUCUUAUCGUCUCUGUAGAGAUGAUCAUCUGUUUGCUCAGAGCAAAUCUGUAGCUGAAGCUAAAAUACAACCGACACAUUGAUUAUGUUUUAAAUUAUCCUCAGCAUCAACAUUUCAACAUUGAUAUCAGAUGUAGCAGUCUACUCCCAUUCUUACUUCUACAUCUGUCAUGGAGUGGAGUGUGUGUUAAAAAUCUGAAAGGUGUCCUGUUAGUUUUUAGGUUGUUUCUUCCCUGACACCUCUGUGACUGUGCCUACUAUUGCCUGGACUGUCUGUUUCUUAAAAUGCUGCAAAUGAGUUAUUUUUCUCUUGUAAAGUUAGCUACCAAUCCUUUGAUGUAAAUAAUAAUAUAGUAAAUAAAUGGGAGAUGGUCAUCCCAGAACAUA
Molecule: messenger RNA, 3973 nt
Organism: Lates calcarifer (barramundi perch)
Lineage: Eukaryota; Metazoa; Chordata; Actinopteri; Centropomidae
Gene: cmtr1
Product: cap methyltransferase 1
Exons: 24
Coding region: 433-2916 (827 amino acids)
Biological process (GO): 7-methylguanosine mRNA capping
Cellular component (GO): nucleus; cytoplasm
Molecular function (GO): nucleic acid binding; methyltransferase cap1 activity; protein binding
Source: RefSeq, a predicted model, not a curated record